Molecule: messenger RNA, 1248 nt
Organism: Bathycoccus prasinos
Lineage: Eukaryota; Viridiplantae; Chlorophyta; Mamiellophyceae; Mamiellales; Bathycoccaceae
Exons: 1
Coding region: 1-1248 (415 amino acids)
Biological process (GO): regulation of transcription by RNA polymerase II
Cellular component (GO): chromosome
Molecular function (GO): chromatin insulator sequence binding
Source: RefSeq, a predicted model, not a curated record
AUGAGCAGCAGCAGACGAAAAUCACGUCCCCCGAAGCGAGUGCAUUUUGAACUCGCCGCAAUCGCCGCGCAACACAUCAUCAGGGAAAGAGAACAGGAAUUAAAAAGGAGGAGAGAGGAGCAGAAAUCGUUGAUGUCGGUGACAUCGUUUAACGACGCCGUCGUCGCGGCUGUUGCUAAAUGGUGGGACGCCGCCGCCGAAGUCGAAACCGUCGAGGAUGAUUUGAGGAAAAAGGCAAAGGUGGUAAAGGUGAGGCUUUUGGAAGGAGGAGGAACCGCGAAGGGGGAGGAGGAGGAAGAAGAGAAGGAGGAUUCUUCGGACCGAUUUUGCGCGUUCGUGGAAGGAGGGAAGUGCACGACGGCGUUGCUCGAGAGAGCGGGGAAAGGAGGAGGGAUGAAAGAUGAGAACAAACGUUUGUGCAAGUUUCCGAAAGAUUUUCUUCGAUUGAGAGAGGAAGAGGACGAGGCGAACGAGGAGAUAACGGAGGAAGAGAGACGGGUGUCAAUGAAGGCGUACGCGAGGAAACGAUGCUGCAAGCGCUGUUAUAACGCGUUGUAUCGGUCGAUGCGGAAGGAGUUGCAAAUGGGGAGUAAUAAGGAUGAGAUGUUGUUGGACAAUCCUAGCGAUGAAAUAGUAAUAGCACAACAACAACAACGGAAGCCGAGCGUGAAGGAUAAAGUGUUUGCGCCGACGAGGACGUAUUUUUGCUCGCGGUGCAAUUUGGAGUGCUCGAGCCGGUAUCACUUGAGAACGCACGAACGAACGCACACGGGGGACCGACCGUACGGGUGCAACGUGUGCGGGAGGAGAUUCAAUCGACCGUACGAGUGGAAAGUGCACGUGUUGAAGCACGCGACGAACGGGCGUCACAAGGAAGUCGCGCGAGCGUUCGAACAGAACCUCGAGUUAGGCAUGGAAAAAGUAAACGGAGAUCCCGGGGUUCAAUCGUUGAGACCCCCGCUCCCGCAACGAUACUUCGACAUCGAUAAACCACCACCGAAAGAUGACGCCAACAGACCGUUUCAGUGUGCGAUCUGUUUCAAAGCCUUCGCGACUAAUUUCAUCCUAACCGCGCAUUUAAAGACGCACUUGAACGCGCGACACGUUUGCGACAUGUGCGACGCGUCGUACACGAGAAAGUUCAAGCUGCAAGCGCAUCGCGAGAAAGUCCACGGCGUCUCCUCGCACCAAGAGAGUGAUCGAAAUACAGACGGAGAAAAAGAAAGUGAAAGUGAUUCUCAAUCGUAA